Prosopis cineraria is the source of this 2408-nucleotide messenger RNA. RefSeq lists its product as uncharacterized. The coding region runs from base 140 to 1663 and encodes 507 amino acids. Lineage: Eukaryota; Viridiplantae; Streptophyta; Magnoliopsida; Fabales; Fabaceae. The record is from RefSeq and is a predicted model, not a curated record. Gene Ontology annotation, cellular component: membrane. The transcript is spliced from 3 exons. Gene Ontology annotation, biological process: transmembrane transport. Gene Ontology annotation, molecular function: transmembrane transporter activity.
UAGAUCCGUCCCUGUUCAUAGAGGAAUACUAGAUUCAUAGCUUGGUGCAUAUGCCUGACGAGUCAAGAUCGGAUUCGGCUGCUGGAAAAAGCGUGUAGACAUAUUCGGGUGUGCGCAGCUGCAUCUGAAGAAAGAUAAGAUGAAAGCAGAGACUGUAACUCUGGUGCUGGUGAACCUUGCCGGGAUCAUGGAGAGAGCCGACGAAUCAUUGCUUCCUGGUGUCUACAAGGAAGUGGGCGCAGCGCUUCACACCGACCCAACCGGACUGGGUUCCCUCACUCUAUUCCGGUCCAUUGUCCAGUCCUCUUGCUAUCCCUUGGCUGCCUACCUUGCUUUGCGACACAAUCGGGCACACGUCAUAGCCCUCGGCGCUUUUCUAUGGGCUGCUGCUACUUUCCUCGUUGCCUUCUCCUCCACUUUCUUUCAGGUUGCUCUAUCACGAGCAUUAAAUGGGAUUGGCCUAGCACUGGUUGCACCUGCAAUACAAUCCCUUGUUGCUGACUCAACUGAUGAUUGCAAUCGUGGCAUGGCUUUUGGAUGGCUUCAACUCACAAGCAAUCUUGGUUCUAUUGUUGGCGGCCUCUUCUCUGUGUUAAUAGCCCCUAUUACAUUCAUGGGUAUCCCUGGUUGGAGAGUUUCCUUCCAUAUUGUUGGUCUAAUAAGUGUUAUAGUGGGUUCUCUAGUAUACUGCUUUGCCAAAGACCCACAUUUCUCAGGUUAUAGUACAAGUGCUAACAACCAAAUUCCAAUCAGAACAUUAUGGACAGAAGUGAAAGAGUUAGCUCAAGAAGUCAAGUCAGUUUUGAAGAUUUCGUCAUUCCAGAUUAUUGUAGCACAGGGCAUCACUGGCUCCUUCCCCUGGUCAGCAUUGUCAUUUGCACCUAUGUGGCUUGAGCUUACUGGCUUCUCCCACGACAAAACAGCAUUCCUCAUAGCUUUGUUUGUGAUUGGCAAUUCUGUUGGAGGCUUGUUUGGGGGUAAAAUGGGGGAUAUCCUUUCUACACGAUUUCCAAAUUCUGGGAGAAUUAUUCUGGCACAGAUAAGUUCUGCAUCAGCAAUCCCCCUUACAGCAAUACUAUUGCUGGGUUUACCACGUGAUCCAUCAACAAUAGUGCCACAUGGGUUGCUCCUGAUCAUUGUAGGAUUCUUCAUCUCUUGGAAUGCUCCUGCUACCAACAAUCCAAUAUUUGCAGAGAUUGUUCCUGAGAGAGCUCGAACAAGUGUGUAUGCAUUGGACCGGUCUUUUGAGUCGUUGCUGUCAUCUUUUGCUCCACCUUCGGUUGGACUUUUGGCUCAGCAUGUGUAUGGAUAUAAACCAAUUCCCCAGGGGUCUACUUUAUCUGAAGAGAUUUUAACGGACAGAAAGAAUGCUGCAUCAUUGGCUAAGGCACUAUAUACUGCAAUAGGUAUUCCAAUGGCAAUCUGCUGUUUGAUCUACUUAUUCCUUUAUGGAGCCUAUCCAAGGGACAGGGAAAGAGCUCGGAUGGUAGCUUUUAUUGAAUCAGAGAUGCAGCAGGUGGAGUCAGAUAGUUUAGGCAAUAAUAGAGAUUUCCUCUCAAAAGCUCACUCUUCUAAGUCUGAAGAAAUGUACGCUCAUGAUUACCAUGGGGAUGCCCUCGAUGUUGAUGAUGAAGAUAAUGCUCUGCUGUACCGCGGCAUUUGACUUCUCUAACUUAGGUGAUUAGUUUUAGUUCAUCGCUUUCUGCAAUAUCGUCUGCGGAAAUUUUCAGAACUUCAUGGGGUUGAACUUUUCCCAUAUGGAUCAACCGCAGAUUCCACUGUGAGUCGGUAAUAAAUUUGUACGUUAAGUUGAAGAGAUAACCAGUGCAGUAUAAUUCAGCAGUGGUUGGAGUUUUUGAGACUAUUUUUCAUGAUCGUCAAAGGCACAAACCAGGCAUUUACCGAAGUCAGAGGGUAUUUAAUCAAGAGAUCAAAACAGCAAGAGACUUGGGAUGAUCAAAGUUGUUAGUCUUUACUCUUUGGUGACGGAGCUGAAGUCAUGAUCCUGAGAACAGGAGAUGAGAUAUCUUCUCACCCUUUCAGGAAUUACAUUGAAGAGGCUCGAAUAUUGAUAGAUGCGAGCAAUGGGGUGCCCUUCAAUUUCAUGUUCAAGGAAGUGAACAAGUGUGCCAUUGCAAUGGCUAUAUGGAAGCAUGAUUUAGAGUAGCGUCAUAGUUUUGUUUUUCUAAUCAGGCGCCUGACUUUUGUUGAGUUUUGCAGUAGAGGUAGAGCAGGGAUGAAUUACCAACGACUUUCAAUUGAGCUUUGUAUGUUAAUUGUUUGUAUUAAAAAAAAAAAUAUGUACAGCACGACAAAUACGCACAAGAUACAGGUGAAGCAUGACAACAUUAUUUAGCUUCACAUCCCUUUUAAUCAUUAUUACUACUAUAUGGUUGUUAUUUUCUUUA